Messenger RNA from Daktulosphaira vitifoliae (grape phylloxera), 1925 nucleotides. Its product is annotated as plexin domain-containing protein 2. Bases 226 to 1731 code for a protein of 501 amino acids. NCBI's taxonomy places the organism in Eukaryota, Metazoa, Arthropoda, Insecta, Hemiptera, Phylloxeridae. The transcript is spliced from 10 exons. The record is from RefSeq and is a predicted model, not a curated record.
UAAUUAUUUGUAAAUAACUAGAUAGUCGAUAAAAACCAACAGUUGUUUUGUUCAAUGCUUCCAACUUUAGUGAUUAUUACUCAUUAGUUGUAGUACUAGAUGAGCAAUACGUCUGUUCGCGUUCUUUAUGUUAUCGCCCAAACGUUUUAUGAUGUAUAAAUAGGUGAAUUGUAAUCGAAAAUUGUGCGUAGAUUAGGGUUAAGGAGUGUGAUAUAUCUAUUAAAAAUGAGUUUUAGAAUUUUUUAUGCGUACUUAGUUAUUAUUAUUUGGUCUAUUUUUGGUGCUCAUUGUGUACCAAAUGAAGAGUAUUUUUAUGAGGUCACACCUCAUAAUGAUCAGUAUGAUGUCAGUUUUGAACUCCCAUUUGAUCGUAUUAAAAGACAUCUUGUUGAACCCGAUACUAAUCGCCUAAAAAAUGGAUCUAUCCAAACUAUUAUGCCUAAAAAUAAUAGUUCACCAGCUGAAAAAAAAACAAAUUUAUCAAUAACCUCUAUUGUGACAAAAGACUCUUCAAAUGCUGAGGUAAAUAAAGUUUCUCAUGAACCUCCAGUUAAUGGCAACAUGAAUAACAUAACUUACUCAGCAACAUCUCAACCUAUGUCUGUAGAACUUCCAUUACCAAUAUCAAAUGAAACACUUGCGAUGAACAAUAUAACAAAAACCAAAAAUGAUUCCCAUGUUUAUUAUAAUAGUACUACAAUAAAUGAGAGUAAUGAGUUUAAACAUUAUUGGAUAGAAUUAAAAGAUCAUCCAGGUGCAAAUUUACAUGGAAUGUUAUCAGAAUCUCAUCGUAGAGCAGCUACUGUUAACCUUAAAUUUCAAUUCCCAUUUUAUGGACAUCUCAUAAAUGUUACUACCAUUGCUACUGGAGGGUUUUUAUAUUUAGGAGAAUACAUUCAUUCAUGGUUAGCUGCUACCCAAUAUAUAGCACCAUUGAUGGCUAAUUUUGAUCUAAGUACUUCAAAUGAUUCAAAUAUUUAUUAUAUGGAUAAUGGAACUACUUUCACCGUUACCUGGCAUAACGUAACUUUACAAGAUAAACCUAAAGCGGGAGAAUUUACUUUCCAGACUUCACUCUAUUCAAAUGGAGAUAUUGUUUUUGCUUAUAAAUUCUUACCUUUAACUCUAAAAGAUAUAGAUUCAACCAGUCAUCCAGUAAAAAUUGGUUUAUCUGAUGCAUAUGUUUUGGAUAAAACUGUAUUUUUCUUAAGGCGAAAAACUAUCUAUGAAUAUCAUCGAGUAACAUUCAGUGAUGUAACAAAUGGGACUGUUAUAUUUUUGAAAGCAUUACCUACUUGUAUGGAAAAGAAAAACUGUUCAAGCUGUGUAAAAACUGAUACUAAUUUCCAAUGUUUUUGGUGUGACAAUCGUUGUUCAUCAGGAUUAGAUCGGUAUCGUCAAGAGUGGCAUAAAAAAGACUGUGAAAAACUAAAACUUUCUAAUGAAGACAUGUGUACAAAUGGUAUUGCUACAUCUACUCCAUUAAGUAACAUAUAUGGUGAAAAAUCUGUUGAAAUAGCAGAACCACAUGCUAAUAAUUCAACAUCUAACACAAGUUUAUUCUUUAUUGCACUAUGUCUAUCACUUUUAGUAAUGUCUACUGUUUGGAUACUGUAUGCAUAUCUAUACCCACAUACAAGAUCUGGUCAAUUGUUAAUAAGAUAUCGGCCUAGUCAAUGGGGUUGGAGAAGAGGAGAAGCUCGUUAUACAGCAGCUACUAUUCAUAUGUAGAAAAAUAUUUUUGACUAUAUCAUAAAAUUUUUGGAAUGAUAUUUAACUUUUCAAUUUAUUAAUAUGAUCAAAUGUUUAACUAAUAAUUAAAAACAAUUUUAAGUGAUAAAAAUUUGAGUAUUAAUUAUUGAAGUAUUCAUAGUUUAUAUUUUUAAAAGUAACAAUGAAUUUUAAUUAUUGACGAUUUUUAGCAA